This is a messenger RNA of Ilex paraguariensis (yerba mate), 3741 nucleotides long. Lineage: Eukaryota; Viridiplantae; Streptophyta; Magnoliopsida; Aquifoliales; Aquifoliaceae. The record is from the annotation of a GenBank genome assembly.
AUGGCGGCGGAGAAGCUUAGGGAUUUGAACCAGCCAAUUGAUGUGGUUUUACUCGAUGCCACAGUCGCUGCUUUCUAUGGCACCGGAUCUAAGGAAGAGAGGAAUGCUGCAGAUCAUAUAUUGCGGGACUUGCAAACUAAUCCAGACAUGUGGCUUCAAGUGGUUCACAUUUUAUCAAAUACACAGAACUUGAACACGAAGUUUUUUGCUUUGCAGGUUCUGGAAGGGGUUAUCAAGUAUAGAUGGAAUGCAUUGCCCGUUGAACAGCGAGAUGGAAUGAAAAAUUACAUAUCUGAAGUUAUUGUAAAGCUUUCGAGUGAUGAGAUAUCUUUUCGCCGGGAAAGGCUGUAUGUCAACAAACUGAAUAUUAUAUUAGUCCAGAUUUUAAAGCAUGAAUGGCCAGCCAAGUGGCGAAGCUUCAUUCCUGAUUUAGUCGCAGCAGCAAAAACAAGCGAAACAAUUUGUGAGAAUUGUAUGGCCAUACUGAAACUUCUAAGUGAAGAGGUUUUUGAUUUCUCGCGGGGUGAAAUGACUCAACAAAAGAUCAAAGAGCUUAAACAAUCAUUAAACAGCGAGUUUCAACUCAUUCAUGAGUUAUGCUUAUAUGUACUGUCAGCAUCUCAAAGACUUGAGCUUAUCAGGGCUACACUGGCCACAUUGCAUGCUUUCCUUUCAUGGAUUCCUCUGGGCUACAUUUUUGAAUCCCCACUGCUGGAAACGCUGCUUAAAUUUUUCCCUUUGCCAGCGUACAGGAAUCUCACCCUCCAGUGUUUGACAGAGGUUGCUGCCCUUAACUUUGGGGAUUAUUAUAACAUGCAGUAUGUUAAAAUGUACAACGUAUUCAUGGUGCAAUUGCAGACCAUUCUCCCACCCACUACAAACAUCCCAGAUGCUUAUGCGAAUGGAUCUAGUGAGGACCAGGCAUUCAUUCAGAACUUGGCAUUGUUUUUCACUUCAUUUUAUAAGUCUCAUAUUCAAGUGCUAGAAUCCACACAAGAGAAUAUAUCUACUCUCUUAAUGGGCCUAGAGUAUCUGAUUAACAUCUCAUAUGUGGAUGACACAGAGGUUUUUAAGGUUUGUUUGGACUAUUGGAACUCCUUUGUUUUAGAGUUGUUUGAAGCACACCAUAAUUUCGAUAAUCCUGCAGCAACUGCACAAUUGAUGGGUCUGCAGAUGCUUCCUGGUGUCGUUGAUGGUCUUGGUUCACAACUUAUGCAACGACGACAACUUUAUGCUGGUCCAAUGUCCAAGUUGAGAUUACUUAUGAUCUGUCGCAUGGCAAAGCCUGAAGAGGUUCUCAUUGUUGAAGAUGAAAAUGGGAAUAUCGUCCGUGAAACUAUGAAAGACAACGAUGUCCUUGUUCAAUACAAGAUCAUGAGGGAAACAUUGAUUUACUUGUCUCACCUUGAUCACGAGGACACUGAAAAGCAGAUGCUGAAGAAAUUAAGUAAACAACUGAAUGGUGAGGAUUGGACAUGGAAUAACUUGAAUACAUUAUGCUGGGCAAUAGGAUCUAUAUCUGGGUCCAUGAUGGAAGAGCAGGAAAACAGAUUUCUCGUGAUGGUGAUUCGUGAUUUACUUAAUCUUUGCGAAAUCACAAAAGGAAAAGACAACAAAGCUGUUAUUGCAAGUAACAUUAUGUAUGUUGUUGGGCAGUACCCAAGGUUUCUAAGGGCUCAUUGGAAAUUCUUAAAAACAGUUGUGAACAAAUUGUUUGAAUUCAUGCACGAAACUCAUCCUGGAGUUCAGGAUAUGGCAUGUGACACAUUCUUGAAAAUUGUCCAGAAGUGCAAGCGUAAAUUUGUCAUUGUACAGGUUGGAGAGAGUGAGCCAUUUGUUUCUGAACUUUUAACAAGUCUUCCAACAACUAUUAUUGAUCUAGAGCCUCAUCAGAUACAUACAUUUUAUGAAUCUGUUGGUAAUAUGAUUCAAGCAGAACCUGAUCCCCAGAAGAGAGAUGAAUAUUUGCAGAGGUUGAUGGAGCUUCCAAAUCAGAAAUGGGCUGAGAUAAUAGGACAAGCACGCCAAAGUGUUGAUUUCUUGAAAGACCAAGAUGUGAUCAGGGCUGUGCUUAAUAUAUUGCAGACAAACACUAGUGUUGCUAGUUCGCUUGGAACAUACUUCUUAUCACAAAUAUCUGUGAUCUUUUUGGACAUGCUUAAUGUGUACAGAAUGUAUAGUGAGCUUAUCUCAACCAGCAUCACUCAAGGAGGGCCAUAUGCCUCUAAAACAUCAAUGGUGAAGCUUCUGCGCUCAGUGAAGAGGGAAACCCUUAAGCUCAUUGAGACAUUUCUAGAUAAGGCUGAAGAUCAACCUCAAAUUGGCAAGCAAUUUGUGCCCCCAAUGAUGGACGCUGUUCUUGGUGACUAUGCAAGGAACGUCCCCGAUGCUAGAGAAUCAGAAGUCUUAUCACUUUUCGCUACAAUUAUAAACAAGUACAAGGGUGCUAUGAUAGAGGAUGUGCCUCGCAUAUUCGAAGCUGUUUUCCAGUGUACCCUGGAGAUGAUUACAAAGAAUUUUGAAGAUUAUCCAGAGCAUCGCCUGAAGUUCUUUUCACUCCUUCGGGCCAUUGCUACGCAUUGUUUUCCAGCUUUGAUCCGGUUGUCAAGUGAGCAACUAAAGCUUGUUAUGGAUUCUAUCAUAUGGGCUUUCCGGCACACUGAACGGAACAUUGCUGAGACUGGGCUAAACCUUUUAUUGGAGAUGCUGAAGAACUUUCAGGUUUCUGAGUUCUGUAAUCAGUUCUACCGGAGUUACUUUCUGACAAUUGAGCAAGAAAUUUUUGCAGUUUUGACAGACACGUUUCAUAAGCCUGGCUUCAAAUUACAUGUCUUGGUACUACAACACUUAUUCUCUCAGGCGGAGUCUGGUCUGUUGACUGAGCCCUUGUGGGAUCCAUUAACAGUUCCUUAUCCAUAUCCAAACAAUGCUGUAUUUGUUCGUGAGUACACCAUAAAGCUUUUGGGUACAUCGUUCCCGAACAUGACAGGGAGUGAGGUGACCCAAUUUGUUAAUGGACUUGUUGAGUCAAGAGCUGAUCUUUCUACAUUCAAGAAUCACAUACGAGACUUUCUUGUGCAAUCAAAAGAGUUCUCAGCUCAGGAUAACAAGGAUCUUUAUGCAGAAGAAGCUGCUGCCCAGAGAGAAAGUGAGCGACAACGCAUGCUUUCCAUUCCAGGGCUUAUUGCACCUAAUGAGAUACAAGAUGAGAUGGUUGACUCAUAGAUGGCUAAUCUUGUUGCGGAAACUAAUUUUGUGAAUUCUAACCCUGGUGUUUGGUGUGGGCACCAGGAGUCAAUUGCUAUAGGUUUUUAUCAAGGUAGGCACAUCCGCAAUUAUUCCCAAUUUUUAUAUCAUGUUCUGCAUUUUCUCAUGUUUUGAACUGGUGAAUCAUGACGGUCUCGGUGCUGAGGCUUGGCUGCUGAUGAAGCCAUUGGCUGGGUGUAGAGUAUUUAGAUUAUAGUGUAGGGAUAUAGUGUCUCAUUGUACGAGUUCCUGAACUCAGCGUGGGAUUGUAAUCCAAGACGAAAGUUUGGACAAGCUGUUGAAAUGACCUCCUUAGGUAUGAGCGCAUCAGAGUAGGUGUAAUGUAUACAACUUUGGCAGGCUGUGCAGACCUCCAUUGUGUUUAUUGGUAAAACAUUUAUGGAUGCCAGGUAUUGGUUGGGAGGCUUGAUGUUCUUGUUCUUUUUUUGGUGGCUAUUAGUGCCACCACCAUGAUGUGUUUUUAUUUUUAUUUUU